Messenger RNA from Schistosoma intercalatum, 3708 nucleotides. Lineage: Eukaryota; Metazoa; Platyhelminthes; Trematoda; Strigeidida; Schistosomatidae. The record is from the annotation of a GenBank genome assembly.
GGGAAAAAAGUUGGUCGGUUGAUCCAAGUCCAUGACAAAGAUAUUGGAUAUACUUGUCAGUUCAGCUUAUUGGGUUCCGUGGGAUGGUGUGAUUAGUUACUUGUUAUUCUAUAUUUUAUCAAAAAAGAGUGUUCACGGAAGAAAAGAGGAACGCUCUCAAAUUAUGGAGCCAAAACGUUGAUACUAAUUGAAAAUAUUACAAUAACAGUAACGAGUAGUGCACACCUUUGAGCUGCUGGGCUGCAUUCAGGGCCUUAGGCUACCAACUGAAUAUAUAAAUAUUGAUUCAGUCGUGAUGAACUAUUCUGAGAAAUCUAAUUAAUCAAAUUUUCCCUCUCUAUUUCGUCACAAUCAAGUUGAGUUGACUACUGUCGGGCAAAUGUUACAUCAAAUAAUCAUCGUGGAUUUACUGACACUGAGAAAAAUCCUCUGUAUGCAAUAAGUUAACCUUGAUGGUUUUCAGCUACAUGCGGUUUGAUAUCACUUUGGAAAGUUCAGGGUGGAAGUUAAAAGGAACCAUUUAUUCCAUCACAAUAAUGUCCACUACAGCUGUAGCGGACACCUAAUUUUCAUAUUUUAUUUGGAGCUAUGGAUAACUCAGUAACAAAUGUUUUCACUCUUGUCACCACGGAUUAGGUUUCUGAACCAAAGGUUACUAGACAACCGGUAUAUAAAGGCAUUUUUAAGGUUGUGGUCGAAUAAAUAAAUAGUGUAGGAUACUACUUAACACCAUUUAAUUAGUCUUUAUGUAAAUUCUGGAGAGUAAUAUAGUAUUCGGUCUCUGCUACGAAAAAUUUCGAAUUUUGCUUUCACAGUUUGACUUUUGAGAUUUUAUUGCCGUGCUCAAGACUCUUCUAAGGUUGAAUUACUUGAGUAUUUUUUUUAUCUAACCGAUUUUUGUGGGAGAGUUUUCAUUCCAUCAGUUAUGUGGAAAUUUCUAAAUUUUCAGAUGUUAUAUACUGUUCUUUUUGCCUUUCGGAGUUGGCAAUCUUAAGAAAACCCGAAACUAUGUAGUUUAAAUGGUUCAAAAUUUGUCAAACUGCGACGCAAUUAGGCACUUCAUCAAGAGUUGUAAAGGCUAGAGCCAUGUAUUUAAUGAACAUUUUUAGAUUGUGACUGUAGUACUAGGGCCCUUUUCAAUUGAUAGUUAAUCUUUAUUCAUGAUUUGUAAUCAACUUUGAUUACUGAUGGUUAGACAUAUAAGCAAAUAUAUAUUAGAAAACAGACUUAUGUAGUUUAGUUUUGUCUAAAGUACAACAGAGGUUUCGAACUGCUUUUUUCGGAAUAUUAUACUGUAUCGCGUCAUGUACCUUCUAGAAGAGAUUAAAUGGGGAGCAAUACAGUGAUCGUCAAGUUGCCAGACAUCACAUGGAGUUUCUAUUGAACUUGAGAUUUGAUGAAUCGGUGUAUGACGAAAUAUUGCCAGUGUCGUUAGUAUCAUCACAGGAUAAAUUGUGGAACUUUUAUAAACCGUCAAAUAGAGUUCACUAUAUAAGGAAAACUGGACCCGGAAUAAAAUGUGGUUCUAGAAUUUUCUUUCCAAACAAGUCGGAUAAAGUGAACUCAAAACUCGUUGUGAAUUAUAAUCAGGUUGACGUCAGGUAUGGUUUUCAUCAAAAAAGAAACGUAACACGAAUGGCAUUGCCUGAGACAUCCAAUAAAAAGAAAAUUCACAGUAAACCAAAAUCAUGUAGCCAGGAAUUGGACAAAUUUGGCGUGAAAGCCACCAUGAAUUGCACAAAGGUAAUAUCAAAAAUAAAUUCACAAACAAAACUGUCAGAGUUUCAUUUUGAUUUCUUAAAUAUCCCCACAUUGAUAAACUGUGAAAGUCAAUCUGAUAGCUAUUUCGCGGAUAACUUUGAUAAAACAUCAAAAAAAUAUAAAUCAGAGUGCUUGAACUUUGAAGAUUCAUUGAAGUUUAGGAAAGUUUUGAAGGAAGAGUUAUAUAGUAAUCUUUUUGAUCAAACAACUAUGAAAUCUGAAUUAAAGAACGCUUUGUUUCACUGGGCUACUGAAUGUGGGAUCGAAAUCAGAAAAAUUUCAUCAAAUGAAAUCGAUAAUGUUUUUAACCAGUUAAAUAUAAUAGAUGCAAUGAUUCAGUUGCAAACAAUUGUCUCUAUAGGAAUUUUUGAAGCAAAUCCAAACAGUGAACAGAUUGCUAUUCUCCGUGGUUUCCUUUUGCGCAAUAAUCACGAAAUUGUUUUAGCUACUUGCUUGUGUCUUAAUAUAAUAGGCUAUUCUAAUCAAACAUGUAUUGAAAAACUAAAUACUUUGAUCACAAUGGAUCAAAGCUUAUUAUAUAUGAAAUCAUCAAAUAACAAAAUAUCAUCUACAUCUUUGAAUCUAUUGAAAUGGGCAUCAUCAAUUUGUUUAUGUAAAUUAGAUCAAUGUAAUUUAAAAGCAUUGGAUAUUUUAACUAAUCUUCUAUUUGAUCAGUUAAUUCAAUUUAUUCCCGAACAAUAUCCAAACAAAGCUUACUAUACUCAAAUGAAAGAGUUCAAUGAUUCAUUGAAUAAAUCAUUAAAUUUAGAAGAUAAAUAUAUGAACUCAUUUGUUUCGAUUCUUUCUAAUCUCAUAAAAUUUGAUAUAAACAAAUCAAAUAUCUUUUUAAAUAGAAUUAUCUACUAUUCUGAAAUUAAGAUGAUUUUACGUCUUAGUAAGAAUCAUUCACAAAUUGAACAUUACUUGACUGAAUUUUUGAAUUCACCAAAUUGGAGAAUAAGAUUAUGUUCAUGUUGGCUUCUAUCCAUUUUAUUGUGUGAUUUAAGUAAAGAUACACUUACAAGAAUAAAUCGUCUUAUGCUAUUAGACUGGAAUACUAUGUUACGGAUAGCUUCACUUCAUUGUCUGGAGAUAAAUUUAAAAGGGAUAGAUGUAUCUUUAUUAUGGUCAAAUCGUUUAUUCAAUGACCCAUUUUUGUCCAAUGAUAACAAUAGUACUAUAAUAAAUAAAAUAAUUCAUGACUUAUCUAUAACCCCUAAAUCAAUCCCUUAUCGUCGUGCUCAGAGAAUUUACCAAUUAGCUAUGAAUGGUCUUUCACACGAUGAUUUAAUCAAACAGCUUCAUUUGGCUUUAAUGGAUGAAUGUAGUUGUGUACGUAAAAUGGCAUGUGUUAUCAUUGAGCAACAGGACGUAGCUACAGAAACAGUCAUUUUUAAUGGAUUGCUUAACAUUUUAAAGAAUGAUAUGAAUGAUAACGUUAAAAUAAUGGCUAUAAAAGGUGGGCUAUAAUAGAUUAUUUACACUAUUUUCUCGAAGCUUCCGUAAUAGUAAUAGUAAAUUUUUGAAACAUGAAAAUCAUUUACAAAAUUCGCACUCACGAUGAUGUUUGAUCAAAAAAUAUAAUCCUUCGUAGAAUUCAAUACAGUUUGCAAAAGAAAUACGCACAUACCACUAAGAAGCUUAGUUAUGUGGCAAGCCCAUUUGGCCACUGUAUCAUAUGUCUAUUCAUUGUAACUUAGACUCUUAAUUCACUAUGUUAAUUUCGGAGUGUAUGAUCGAAUGCAUGUCUGUACAUUAACUUUUAAACUAUUUUCCUAUUGGUUUCAACGUGCAGAUAAUCGAUAAUUUAUCUACACCCGAUUAACCCUCAAAUAUAUAUGGAUUUUUAACAAACUCACUCACUCUCUCUGUUCUCAUCGUGUGCUUGCUCACAAUACGCUUGUGGAUUAUCAUUAUUCAUUAAUAAUAAACUAUAUCCAUAACUGG